Messenger RNA from Echinops telfairi (small Madagascar hedgehog), 1530 nucleotides. It is a transcript of the gene NR1I3, whose product is annotated as nuclear receptor subfamily 1 group I member 3. Gene Ontology annotation, biological process: negative regulation of transcription by RNA polymerase II; cell differentiation; positive regulation of transcription by RNA polymerase II. The transcript is spliced from 8 exons. The record is from RefSeq and is a predicted model, not a curated record. Gene Ontology annotation, molecular function: zinc ion binding; RNA polymerase II cis-regulatory region sequence-specific DNA binding; nuclear receptor activity. NCBI's taxonomy places the organism in Eukaryota, Metazoa, Chordata, Mammalia, Afrosoricida, Tenrecidae. The coding region runs from base 357 to 1403 and encodes 348 amino acids.
UAGGGAGUCACUGAGAACUCCUGGAAGCUGCAAACAACAGAUGUUCCUUGGUUUCCAGAGACCGAAGGCCGUAAUCCCGAACUGCAAACCCUGGCAGCUCCUGAGAUCAGAGGGAAAGGCCAGGGUUGGCAAGACCCUCGACUUGAAGGUGACGUGCUACCUAAGAAGAACAGGUAGGGAACCUGUCAGGGGUCAGGGAGUAAAAGCAAUAAAGCCGAAGUAACAUGGGGAGUCAGACCCAGGUAGUUUUGGGAAGAGGCUCUGUGAAGGGAGAAGAGGACGGAGAGUGACCCCGAGCUGCCUGCCAACCCCUCCCAUGCCCAGGGCACUGUGAGGCCUACCGAAACCUCUGAGGCAUGGCAAGUGCAGAAGAGGAGCCAAGGAACUGUGUGGUAUGUGGGGACCGAGCCACCGGUUAUCACUUCCAUGCCCUGACCUGUGAGGGCUGCAAGGGUUUCUUCAGACGAACAGCCAGCAAAAGCAUUGUCCGCACCUGCUCCUUUGCUGGAAGCUGUGAGGUCAGCAAGGCCCAGAGGCGCCACUGCCCAGCCUGCAGGCUGCAGAAGUGCCUCAGUGCUGGCAUGAAGAAGGACAUGAUCCUGUCAGCAGAAGCCCUGGCCUUGCGGAGAGCAAAGCAGGCCCAGCAGCGGGCAGAGCGGGCGCCUCCGCAGCUGAGCGAGGAACAGAAGGAGCUGGUCCAGAUACUUCUGGAGGCCCACACUCGGCACGUGGGCACCAUGUUUGACCAGUUUGUGCAGUUCAGACCUCCGGCUCAUUUGUUCAUCCAUUACCAGCCCAUGUCCACGCUGGCCCCCGGGCUGCCUCUGCUCAAGCACUUUGCGGACAUCAGCACGUUCAUGGUACAGCAAGUCAUCAAGUUCACCAAGGACCUCCCCAUCUUCCGAUCCCUGCCCGUGGAGGACCAGAUCUCCCUCCUCAAGGGAGCGGCUCUGGAAAUCUGCCACAUCGCACUCAAUACCACGUUCUGUCUCCAAACACAUAACUUCCUCUGCGGACCUCUUCGCUAUACAAUAGACGAUGGCGCCCAUGUGGGCUUCCAGGGAGAGUUUCUAGACCUGCUCUUGCGCUUUCACGAGAACCUGCGGAGACUGGAGCUCCAGGAGCCGGCCUAUGUGCUCCUGGCUGCUGUGGCCCUCUUCUCCCCUGACCGGCUUGGGCUUACUCACAGAGAAGAGAUCGACCAGCUGCAAGAGGUGCUGGCCCUGACUCUGCAAAACUACAUCCAGGGCCAGCAGCCACGGCCACGGGACCGGUUUCUGUAUGCGAAGUUGCUGGGCCUACUGACUGAACUCCGGAGCAUUAACAACGCAUAUGGGUACCAAAUUCAGCACAUCCGGGGGCUGUCCGCCAUGAUGCCACUGCUGCAGGAGAUUUACAGCUGAACCCCGGGCUCACGUCCUUCCCAGCCCUCUUGGGAUCCACUUCACUGGGAAUGGGGGAAGUAAUGGGGCCAGGAGUUGGGACCAACCAAAGGGACCCAGUGGGUGCAAUGAAAGACUUAAGCAAUAA